ACGUGCCAACACCUUAACGCAUAUGAGACACCGGCAGAGAGACGAAGACGAGGGACUACCAGCGCUUCAUCAGUGCGAAAUAAAACGCUGCUUUCUGCUUUUUUUUGCGCGCAUUUUGGACUCGGGUGUUGUUUCAGCCAGAGUUGAACUGGGACCAGUGUCGCCUGCUGGGUGUGUGCUCAGUGUAUCGUCGAGGAGCCGAUAUCUAACAAGUGGAGAAGAGGACACCUGAAAUCACCGCACUCUCCUUGGGUUUUGACGCGCGUGUGCUGACCUGAUCACUCAAUGGCGCUGACGGUGAACAUUAUCGGUCCUUCACCAUGGGGCUUCAGGAUAUUUGGAGGAAGGGACUUCAAGAAGGCCAUAACUGUAUCGAAGGUCAACGGGGGCAGCAAGGCAGAGCAGGCUGAUCUGCAACCCGGUGACAUUAUCUUGGAGAUCAAUGGGGAAAACACGGCAGACAUGCUGAACGUGGAGGCCCAGAACAAGAUCAAGAACUCAAAGGCUCAGCUGCAGCUUGCAGUGGAGAGACCUGAACCUCCCAAUCCUGGACAGACAAACGGCAUCAGCACCCCUGAGCAGCUCACCGGACGCUUCCAGGAGGCAGUGAUGGUGAGUAGAGAUGAGAAUCAGAACUACAAAGAGUACACCAUUUCCAGCCCUGCAUCGUUGUCCCCUGGACCGUAUUCUCCAGAUCCUUUUUCUACCCCAAAUAGGAAGAGUGAGAGGAUGACACCGACCACUAACAAGGGUGUCCAGCUGCGUCCGUGGUCUCCAGAGGAGAAGAGCCAUGGGCUGUCCAGACCGCUGUCACAGGACCUCUCCCCUUCAGACUACGUGAAUAAUUCCGUGUCCAGCAGAACCUCGACCCCACCGGGCCGCUACUCGCCCCACAGCCCCGUUGAUCAGGAUGUGCCCGUGUCCCCUCGUCGCAGCAGUUCGAGCUCUGACUUCACCAUGCAGAAGUUCGACAGGGAAUCUGAGGUGUACAAAAUGAUUCAGGAGAAUAAGGAGUCCCGCGCGGCGCCUCGUCAGUCCAACACCUUUAAAAUGCUGCAAGAGGUCCUGGAGGCUGACGAGAAAGAGGCAGCGCUGCAGUUCCCAGGGAAGCUUUCGCCCAACGUCCCCAAACAAAGCACAUCAGUGGGAGGAGUCAAGAAAAAUCACACCUGUGAGAAAUGUGGCUCCAGCAUUGCCACACUGGCCGUGCGCAUAGGAGACGACCGCUUCCGCCAUUCAGAGUGCUACACUUGCACAGAUUGCGGUCUUAACCUCAAGAUGAGAGGCCACUUUUGCGUCGGCGAUCUGAUGUACUGUGAGAAGCACGCCAGCGAGAGGUACCAAGGCCAAGGAAGCUCCCCUCAAGCCGCCGUGUCCCCGCGCCAAUGAGCGCCACCCCGCUCCGGACGACCCACACCAUGUGACUCGCUUCCAGACCUUGGGAUGGGGCGUGGAGGUGGACACGAGUCUACGGAAUGGCAGAGGAUGUUUAUUUUUGUGAUCACAUUUAACCAUACUUUGCAAUAUUAUGAUUAACUUUCUUGCCUUUCUUAUAAAGCAUUGGGGCUUUGUUUUUCAUACGACCCGUCCGCCGGUCUCUUCAGAUUAUUCUUAGCUCUAAUGCUGCACAGCUGCCAUGGACUCGAGCCACAUCCCGUUGUGCUCAGGCCAGAUUUAGAUGACGCCGACGCUUUAGAGAAACUGAACAGGACUGGCUCGCCGAGGAUCUGGAAGAUCCUUUGAAUCGCCUGCAGACACAAAAGGGACCAAAAUCUCACACUGCAUGCCAUUUUCAAAAUGUACUGUACACAAACGGGGCUGUGUGUUUGGAUGCUUGCCUUCACAUGCAGGAGUGUGGCUUCUGCUUGCUUUCCUGCAUCUGUGUGUGUGCAUAUGAGAGAGAGAAGGGAAGGAGGGUCCAAGUUAUUACCGAUACAAUGGAGUUUGUGAAUUUUGUGCUAGUCAGGCCAAAAGCCCUCGCGUUUUUCUAUUUCUUUUGAAGGCAGAAUUUCAUAGAAAUAAUGUAAAAAUACAUAUUUUCUGGUUCGUUUUGUUAAUGAGGGGACUUAAUAUUAAUUGAAUAUAUACAAUUAUUUUUGAUGUUUUUGUGAUUGAACUGUAUUCUAUAAUGACCAUUUAAAAUGCAUAAUGUAUGCACAGGACAUGUCGUGUGAAAAUAAUUGAUACUCCACCUGUCCAGUUAACGCAGUAUUCGGAGAGAUUAUAAUGUUCGCAUUACUUGUGGCACUUAAUAAAAUCGCACAACCUAAAGCUU
Messenger RNA from Pseudoliparis swirei, 2275 nucleotides. RefSeq names its product PDZ and LIM domain 2 (mystique) (gene pdlim2). Gene Ontology annotation, biological process: heart development; actin cytoskeleton organization; muscle structure development. Lineage: Eukaryota; Metazoa; Chordata; Actinopteri; Perciformes; Liparidae. The record is from RefSeq and is a predicted model, not a curated record. Gene Ontology annotation, cellular component: stress fiber; adherens junction; filamentous actin. The coding region runs from base 286 to 1389 and encodes 367 amino acids. Gene Ontology annotation, molecular function: actin binding; muscle alpha-actinin binding. The transcript has 10 exons.